AUGCCUCAACUUGAUAAAUUAACUUAUUUCUCACAAUUCUUCUGGUUAUGUCUUCUCCUCUUUACUUUUUAUAUUCUCUUAUUUAAUAAUAAUAAUGGAAUACUUGGAAUUAGUAGAAUUCUCAAACUACGGAACCAACUGCUUUCGCACCGGGGGGGCGAGAUCCGGAGCAAGGACCCUAAGAAUCUGGAAGAUAUCUCGAGAAAAGGUUUUAGCACCGGUCUCUCAUAUAUGUACUCCAGUUUAUCCGAAGUAUCCCAAUGGUGUAAGACCGUCGACUAUUUGGGAAAAAGGAGGAAAAUCACUCUGAUCUCUGAUUUCGGAGAAAUAAGUGGCUCACGAGGAAUGGAGAGACAGAUUCUCUAUUUGAUCUCGAAGUCCUCAUAUAACACUUCUUCCAGUCGGAUCACUUGUUGGAAAAACAUAAUGCUCACACAUGUUCCACACGGGCAAGGAAGCAUAAUAUCAUGA
Messenger RNA from Triticum aestivum (bread wheat), 471 nucleotides. The record is from the annotation of a RefSeq genome assembly. NCBI's taxonomy places the organism in Eukaryota, Viridiplantae, Streptophyta, Magnoliopsida, Poales, Poaceae.